Molecule: messenger RNA, 1970 nt
Organism: Brassica napus (rape)
Lineage: Eukaryota; Viridiplantae; Streptophyta; Magnoliopsida; Brassicales; Brassicaceae
Exons: 10
Coding region: 226-1572 (448 amino acids)
Molecular function (GO): protein binding
Source: RefSeq, a predicted model, not a curated record
ACCGUCUGAUUCGUUUGUACAGUUACAGUAUAACCUGUGAUUGAAAAAAAAAAAAAUAAAUAAAAAACAUCUCUUCUUCUCUCUCUCUCUCGCAAUCGAUCUCAACCAACGCCAAUCCAAUUAAAAAUUAUUGUAAAUGUAAAAACCUAAUAAUAGAGUUUUUCUGGAUUUUCACGAAGGAAUUGCAUCGCCAGUUGCCUUUUCUAUCCAAACUAUAAAUAAAAUAUGUCCAAUUACCAAGCGGAGGAGGAUGCUGCGUACAUGGACCAUGUUGAUGAUGAUAUGGAAGAUGUAGACGAUGAUCUAGAUGACAACUUUCAUGGUGAUGACAUGGCUGCAUCUGACUCCGAUGUCGACGAGUUUGACUACUCUAGUAAUAAAAUAGCAGAUACUUCAGCUGAGCAAGCCCGUAAAGGCAAAGACAUCCAGGGUAUUCCUUGGGAUAGGCUUAGCAUUACCAGAGAGAAAUACAGACAAACUAGACUAGACCAGUAUAAAAACUACGAAAAUGUCCCUAACUCUGGUAAUUCCUCCGGGAAAGAUUGCAUGGUUACACAAAAAGGGGCCAUCUUUUAUGAUUUCUGGCGGAAUUCAAGAUCUAUCAAAUCAAGUAUCCUCCAUUUCCAGUUGAGGAAUUUGGUAUGGGCAACUUCUAAGCAUGAUGUGUACCUCAUGUCACAAUUUUUAGUGAGCCAAUACUCUACUUUGACUUCUGGAAAGCAUGAAAUUCUCAAUGUUCAAGGCCAUGUUUCCCCAUCCGAGAAACAUCCUGGAAGUUUGCUGGAGGGAUUUACGAAGACUCAAGUGAGUACGCUUGCAGUUAAAGAUAAAUUCUUAGUUGCUGGUGGAUUUCAAGGAGAACUUAUAUGCAAGCAUCUUGAUAGACCUGGUGUGAGCUUCUGUUCCCGUACAACCUAUGACGAUAAUGCUAUCACCAAUGCAAUUGAGAUUUAUAACAAACCCAGUGGUGCACUUCAUUUCACUGCCUCAAAUAAUGAUUGUGGAGUCAGAGACUUUGAUAUGGAGACAUAUCAGCUUGUUAACUACUUUCGCUUUCCUUGGCCAGUCAAUCACAUAUCUAUGAGCCCUGAUGGUAAAUUAUUGACUAUUGUGGGAGACAACCCGGAGGGUCUUCUCGUAGACCCCAACACUGGAAAGACACUGGAAACGCUAGCAGGACAUUUGGACUUUUCCUUUGCAUCAGCAUGGCACCCAGAUGGGCUCACGUUCUCUACAGGUAACCAAGACAAGACCUGUCGGGUUUGGGACAUUCGUAACCUGUCUAAAUCUGUUGCUGUCUUGAGGGGUAACCUUGGAGCAAUCCGAUCUAUCCGCUACACAUCUGAUGGGAAAUACAUGGCCAUGGCUGAGCCGGCUGACUUUGUCCAUGUCUACGAUGUCUCGAAGGGGUAUGAAACAGAGCAAGAGAUCGAUUUCUUUGGGGAGAUAUCGGGAAUUUCCUGCAGCCCUGACACGGAAGCGCUCUUCAUCGGUGUUUGGGACCGUACUUAUGGUAGUCUCCUUGAGUAUGGCCGCCACCACAACUACUCCUACCUCGAUUCAUUUAUGUAACCGUUCGAGCCAUCAGAAGAAUAAAAGAGCUUACCACAUGCCUGGUAUACACUUGCGUCCAAAUAAAAACAUUAUAAUCAAAUCUCCAAUGGUGUAAAUGAUGUGUUGUGCAAGUACUAGGGGUUUUCACAGAUAGUCUAUUUAGUUAGCUUUUGAGUGUUGACUGUUGAGGUUCGUGUAUUUGUACAUAAGUGUUUGAGUUUCAGCUUGAGUUUGCAUAAACUCUUUACUCUGGAUAGACCAGGAUGAAACAACACGAUCGCCUGUAGCUUAGUAUUUGGCUAUAAUCCAUUGUUAGGGACUCGUUUUCAUCCUUUUCUGCUGAUUUUGUGUUGUAUUCUAUUGGAUUGUAAACUUGUAUGGAUUAAAUUGAACGUUAAUAGAGUAGGGUCUUAUAA